AUGGCGUCCUUUAACCCGUUUUCCGUAACGGUACAUGCUGUUCCCGCUCACACUCCCAAUCUCAUCGCCUACCAACGAGGAACGACAACUUCCAAAGAUGCACUGAUCUUCGUCGGAGGUCUAACCGAGGGCCCUCAUACAAAUGCUGCGGUUGGCGCUGUGGCAGGAAAGCUAGAAGGCACGGGUUUUGGGGUGUGGGAGCUGCGGAUGCGAAGCUCCUACACCGGAUUCGGAUACUCGAGCCUUUCCAACGACGUCCAAGACGUUGCUGCGCUGGUUCGAUACCUUCGCAAAAUUGGCAAGGGGAAAAUUGUGCUCUUAGGGGCGUCUACUGGUUGCCAGGACUGUCUCGAAUACACGGAUCACGAAAAAUAUGCUAAUGAGCCAGUCGACGGCUACAUACUCCUCAGCCCAGUGUCGGAUCGCCAGGCUGCUGGUUUGAUUAUGCCACUAGAAGCCUUGAGAAAGAGCAUCGAAUACGCACAAGAUAUGAUUGCACAAGGCAAGCAGAACGAGGCAAUGCCAACACCGCUGAUUCCGGCCAUUUUCUCGUCCCCGAUAACAGCAUAUCGCUGGAACUCGUUGGGUGCUCAAGGGGGCGACGACGACUACUUCUCCUCGGACCUCGACGAUGUCGCGCUCAAAGGGAAGUUUGGACGAAUCGACAAGCCGAUAUUGUUUCUCCCGGGCGAGCAAGAUGAACUGGUACUGCCUUCCGUCGAUAAGAAGAAGCUUCUCGAACGGUGGUGCCAGGCUUGCCCACCAGGGACCGUCAGCGAAUUGUCUGGGCACAUCCCCGAAGCCGAUCACGCAGUGUCUCAACCAGAAGCUCGCGAGUGGGUUGGGGCUACCAUCAAGAACUUUCUCGAGUCACUUGGAUGA
This is a messenger RNA of Colletotrichum destructivum, 882 nucleotides long. Its product is annotated as Putative fusarinine C esterase SidJ, alpha/Beta hydrolase. NCBI's taxonomy places the organism in Eukaryota, Fungi, Ascomycota, Sordariomycetes, Glomerellales, Glomerellaceae. The coding region runs from base 1 to 882 and encodes 293 amino acids. The record is from RefSeq and is a predicted model, not a curated record. The transcript has 3 exons.